AUGUCAACUUCAAUUCAACAAGAGCUCUUUGGCGAUCUGUGCCAUCCCCGCCUUGGUUCUCGUUCAACUCAAAAAGCGCCGAGCGAGGCCAGCCUUGCCCCUGUCCUCGUCCUUGUCCCCAAAUCCUACGGUAGCUUCACUCAAGUUUGCUCUUUUGCCUUUACCUUUGCCUUUGCCUUUGUGGGCCUGUCAAAGUUGGCGGGAAUCUAG
Messenger RNA from Fusarium verticillioides 7600, 210 nucleotides. RefSeq lists its product as hypothetical. The transcript is spliced from 2 exons. The record is from RefSeq and is a predicted model, not a curated record. NCBI's taxonomy places the organism in Eukaryota, Fungi, Ascomycota, Sordariomycetes, Hypocreales, Nectriaceae. Bases 1 to 210 code for a protein of 69 amino acids.